This is a messenger RNA of Juglans regia (Persian walnut), 3645 nucleotides long. RefSeq lists its product as uncharacterized. The record is from RefSeq and is a predicted model, not a curated record. Lineage: Eukaryota; Viridiplantae; Streptophyta; Magnoliopsida; Fagales; Juglandaceae. Gene Ontology annotation, molecular function: nucleic acid binding; RNA-DNA hybrid ribonuclease activity. The coding region runs from base 1 to 3645 and encodes 1214 amino acids. The transcript has 6 exons.
AUGGAUGAACAGGGAAGGAUGUUGACUAAGAAGGAAGACAUAGAAGAGGCUUUUAUAGAAUAUUUUAAGAAACUUUUUAGGUCGACUGGUCCAUCACAGGAGCAUGUUUUUGACUGCAUCAAAGUAGUGAAACCAAAGGUCACUGAGGAAAUGAACAGAUCCUUAUCCUCAGCCUUUACCAGAGCAGAGGUUGAAAGAGCCAUAAAGCAAAUGGCCCCUUUAAAAGCACCUGGACCCGAUGGCCUAGGAGUUUGUUUUUAUUUGGAUCAUUGGAAGGUGGUGGGGGAGAAUGUCAGUAAUGCAGUAUUAUCUUUUCUAAAUGGAGGGGAGCUAGAUGAUCUAAUGAAUUACACAUACAUUGCUCUUAUCCCUAAGGUUAAAAACCCCACUGUGUUGAAUGAAUUCAGACCUAUAAGUUUGUGCAAUGUUGUGUAUAAGAUUGCUUCAAAAGUUAUUGCAAAUCGUUUAAAGUUAAUUUUGGGUGCAAUUAUAUCCCCCUCUCAGAGUGCUUUCAUCCCUGGCAGAAUGAUUUCAGACAACAUUAUGGUUGCAUAUGAAGCCCUCCAUACUAUGAAGACUCGACAAAAAGGAAAGCUUGGUUCCAUGGCUAUUAAACUAGACAUGUCCAAAGCUUAUGACAGAAUCGAGUGGAGUUUCCUUGAGGCUAUGCUGAAGCAGUUGGGUUUCUGUGUUAGCUGGUGCAGGUUGAUAAUGAGGUGUGUCUCAUCUGUCUCUUAUUCUGUCCUAGUCAAUGGAAAACCUGGAAGAAAGUUCAAGCCAUCAAGGGGUCUGAGGCAAGGGGACCCUAUUUCCCCAUACCUCUUCAUCUUAUGUGCAAAAGGUCUAAGUGCUCUUCUUAAUUCCUCUGAGGAAAGAGGCCUCACCAAGGGGGUAACUUUGGCUAGAGGUGGUACAAGGAUAAAUCAUCUGCUGUUUGCAGAUGAUUGUGUCCUUUUUGGGAGGGCAAACUGUGAGGAAUGGGAGAAUCUUAUGGAGGUGUUGAAGGUGUAUGAAAGAGCAUCGGGUCAGUUUUUGAAUAAAGAAAAAACCUCGAUUUUCUUUAGCUCAAACACUAAGUCAGUCUGCAAGGAUUUGAUCUUGAGAGAUGGGGGUUCUAUUGUUUGUGGCAGCUAUGAGAAAUACCUUGGACUCCCAUCUGUGGUGGGACGAUCUAAGCAUAAUACCUUCAAGAGCAUUAAGGACAGGAUAUGGCAGAAGAUAAGUUGCUGGAAAAACAGAUUCCUUUCCACAGCUGGGAAAGAGGUUCUGUUGAAAGCAGUCCUACAAGCUGUUCCCACCUAUACCAUGAGUGUUUUUAAGAUUCCCAAGUCUUUGUGCAUUGAGAUUAAUAGGAUGUUUGCAAGAUUCUGGUGGGGCAGUGCAGAUGGUGAGAAGAGAAUCCAGUGGCAGAGUUGGGAAAGGAUGGGGAAACAAAAGUCAAAAGGUGGUCUGGGAUUUCGGGAUUUGGAUAGUUUUAAUUCAGCCCUUCUAGCCAAGCAAGCAUGUAGGCUUUUACAGAACCCUUUUUCUUUGGCAGCUACAAUAUUUAGAGAAAAAUAUUUUAAUACUAAGCACUUGUUGGCAGCAAAGCUGGGUUCUAACCCUUCACUAAUUUGGAGGAGCAUAUGGGGUUCUUUAAAAUUGCUUAAGGAAGGUUUGAGAUGGAGAGUAGGGAAUGGAAAAAGCAUUGAAAUAUGGGGUCAUAAGUGGCUCAAUUCCCCUUCCACUUUCAAAGUCCAAUCUCCUGUUAGAGUUUUGGAGCAAGAGGCUCGGGUAUGUGAACUUUUAGAUCAGAGUGGUUCAAGCUGGAAUGAGAAUCUAGUCAGAGAGAUUUUCCUCAAAGAAGAAGCUGAACAAAUAUGUAGCUUGCCAGUGAGUAAGCUAGGAUCAGAAGAUAAGUUGAUAUGGGGGCCUUCCAAAAGAGGUCUAUUCACUGUUAAGAGUGCAUAUUAUUUGGAACAAGAGAGGAAAAGUAGGCUGAAGGGGGAAUGCUCCACAGAAAAGAAAGCUGAUUCGAUAUGGAAAAACAUUUGGAGCUUAAGAGUUCCAGGGGUGGUCAAGACUUUCUUAUGGAAGGUGGGGAAUGAUGUGCUAGCAACAAGGAAGAAUUUAUGGAGGAGGAGAGUAAUAGAGAGUGCAACCUGCCCAAUAUGCAAGAGGGAAGGGGAGACAGCCAUGCAUAUCUUGUGGCAGUGCCCUGCAGCCAGAGAUGUAUGGGCUGGAUCUUUUCGAGCAAUUCAAAAAUGGACAGCUGAGGAAGACUGUUUCUUAGCUUUCUGGGAUAAAGCAAUGCAAAAGCUUGAGGCUGAAGAUUUAGAGAUAGUAGCUGUGGCAAAGACAAUACUGGAAGAUUUCAAAGAAGCUCAACUACAGAUAAUAAAUCCAAUAGAGGAACCGAGACAGCUUGAAACUAGUGGGAGCAAUAGAGGAAGACAUGUGCUAUGGAAAAAACCUGAUCAAGGAGGCUUUAAAGCAAAUUGGGAUGCUGCUCUCAAUAGCAAAUUUAUGGGGCUUGGAGUGGUUAUAAGAAACGAGAAUGGGGAGGUAGUGGCUUGUGCUUGCAGUAGGAGAUUGCCUGCUCCAAAUUCGGAUGUUGCAGAAUCUGUUGCUCUAUGGUUUGCAGUGGAGUUAUGUUGUGAGCUGGGUUUUAACAGAGUCACUUUUGAAGGAGAUGCUCAAGCAGUGGUUAAAGAUGUGAAUAGCAAGGAAGAAGAUUUGUCAUGCAGAGGCCACAUUAUAGAGGAUAUAAAAACUACACUGUCCAAUGUGUAUCGGAGAGAUUGGACAGUGCAGUUUAUAGGAAGAAAAGGAAAUGAAGUAGCUCACUUACUUGCAAAGUAUGCUUUAAACAUAGAUUUUGAUAAGAGAUGGAUAGAUGAAUGUCCUGAUUUUAUUUUUUUACAAGAACAGUUGUCUGCUUCAAAUCCUCAACUUAAAUGUUCUGAAGACAAUGGGUCAUUUGCAACCUACCGUCAUCGUCGCAAAUUUAUACAUUUUAUGAUGGCAUUUUGUGAGGAUUUUGAAUCUACUCAGGUAUCUCUUUUGCAUCACACACUUCUUCCCUCUCUUGAGAUUGCAGUUGCUGAACUUAUCUCAGAAGAGAAUCAUUGUUCAACCAUGAAGAUGCAAAGUCAGGAUUCAGUUGUUGCUGCCAUCCCAAAGACUACCUUUGGGCCUUUUCCAGCCUUGGGUCUUAACCUUAUAUUUUCUAAUGCUGGUGUUGAUGUGCAAGAUCCACAGACGGGUCAACUCAUUGGGACGGACCAUAAGAUUGGACAGAUUCUGAACUCCUCAGAUAGUUCUUCCACUGCUGCACCCAAUCCAGUUGAUGCGUUUGAUGGACCACCUGCAACACCACUCAUUCCUCAGUCUUCUCAACUCCCUAAACCUCGUCAUUCCAGUCGGGUAAGUGUUCCUCCUACUCGUCUCCGUGAUUAUCAUUGUUUCUCUAUCCUUGCUACCCUCCACAAACCUCACAAUUAUCGUGAGACUUUGGGAUCCAAGUGGAUUUAUAAAAUCAAGACUCGGAUAGAUGGAUCAAUUGAACACAACAAGGCUCGACUUGUUGCAAAGGGGUUCAUCCAAGAGUAUGAGAUUGACUAUGAGGAAACUUUUGCUCCUGUUGCUAGAGUUACCUCUGUCUGA